Caenorhabditis briggsae is the source of this 1023-nucleotide messenger RNA. It is a transcript of the gene Cbr-nuaf-1, whose product is annotated as Protein CBR-NUAF-1. The record is from RefSeq and is a predicted model, not a curated record. Lineage: Eukaryota; Metazoa; Nematoda; Chromadorea; Rhabditida; Rhabditidae. Bases 1 to 1023 code for a protein of 340 amino acids. The transcript is spliced from 5 exons. Gene Ontology annotation, cellular component: mitochondrion. Gene Ontology annotation, biological process: mitochondrial respiratory chain complex I assembly; mitochondrial electron transport, NADH to ubiquinone.
AUGAUAAGCAACUUUACGGGGAGAUUACUUCUGCCAAAAUUUAGAAAUAAAUUGUGCGCAUUUUUCUCCAAAGAGUCAACGUCUUCAAAUUCUUUAGCAAAGAGUAAAACGAAUUCUGAACUUGAGGGUUACACAGGAAAAUCGAAUUUAUUGGAAAAGAAGAAAGUAGGCGUUUUCGGAACAAGCACCGUCCCGAUUAAUACUAAUUUUCCGAAUCCAAAGGGUGUUAUUGGAUACGAUCCUGAUUUUUCUGUAAAAGAACUAGUAGCUGAACUUCCGAAUACGAGAAAAACGCAAGGAGCGAAGCUUGCGGAGGAAAUAAAAGAUGCGUUCAGUAACAUCUCAAUUGAAAAGCCUGAACUUUUAGAAGAUAUCGGAUUUGUGAGACAUAAUGAGGCUCGCGUCGAGUACAAAUUUGACACAUCAGAAAAGCUGGACCUUUGGAAAAUCGGUUGCGACAGUGACUGGAAAGAAGGUUUCUCAACGUGUUCUUUAGUGAAUUCCGAUCGUGGAACUGCAGUAUUCAGUGGAAAUAUUUCAACGAGGGUGCUGAAAGAUGGAAGAGUAGAAAGAGCAGGCUGGGCAUCCAUGAAAUUGGAAGAUAGAAAAACAUUCAAUCGCAAGAAGUUCUUGUCCAAGUGGCGCAAUUUUUCGCACUUGCUUCUGAAGGUCCGUGGAGACGGUCGCAGUUAUAAAAUAAUGCUUCAUUCGCCUCUUUCGAUGGAUUUCACAUGGGGUGACUCGUUCUCCCAUCCACUACACACACACGGUGGUCCUUAUUGGCAAUACGAAAAAAUUCCAUUCUCGAAAUUCUUCCAUACGGUUGCUGGACGCAUUCAGGAUAGGCAGUAUCGUGUCAAUUUGGAAGAUACAAGCUCUAUUGGAAUUGUGCUCAUGGAUCGGAUCGACGGAGACUUCAAGCUGGAAAUCGAUUACAUUGGAGUAUACAAUGACACGACCCACGUGGAAGAUUUCGCAUAUGAGACCUACACUUUGCCGGUUUUCAACACACACGGUUUCUAA